This is a messenger RNA of Amaranthus tricolor (Joseph's coat), 3718 nucleotides long. RefSeq names its product ABC transporter G family member 28-like. Gene Ontology annotation, molecular function: ATP binding; ABC-type transporter activity; ATP hydrolysis activity. Bases 1 to 3294 code for a protein of 1097 amino acids. The record is from RefSeq and is a predicted model, not a curated record. NCBI's taxonomy places the organism in Eukaryota, Viridiplantae, Streptophyta, Magnoliopsida, Caryophyllales, Amaranthaceae. The transcript has 14 exons.
AUGAAGAAAAUAAGAAUUUUGAAGUGUUUACAAUAUAUUUUGUUAUUGAUAAUUAUAAUAAAUUUAUCAUCCACAUGUUUGGUUAAUUCACAAGAAGAUUUAGCUGAAGAUGAUGAUGGCCAAACAAGAAGUCCAGCAGCACUUCAAGUUGUUGCGCAAAUGUUGUUCAAUCAACUUGCUAAUAUCACCCAUGUUUUUGAGCCUGAUAUCAAGAAACAUUUGGGCUUUUGCGUUAAAGAUGUGCAAGCUGAUUGGAAAUCGGCUUUUAACUUUUCCGAUGACCUUGGAUUUUUGACAUCCUGUAUGCAAAAAAUAAAAGAUGUUCCAAAAAGAGUAUGUAAUGCAGCAGAAAUAAAGAUUUACAUGUUAAGUGUAAUAGACGGAAGUCAAAAGAGUUCAAAUUACUUAAAGCCAAAUAAGAACUGUAAUUUGAGCUCUUGGAUUGAUGGGUGUGAACCUGGUUGGGCAUGCACUGUUCCGAAAGACAAUAAAGUUGAUAUGAAAAACUCUAAGGAUAUUCCUGAUCGAACCCAAGAAUGCAAACCUUGUUGUGCUGGUUUCUUUUGUCCUAAGGGUAUCACUUGCAUGAUUCCUUGUCCAUUAGGCUCAUAUUGUCCAGAAGCUACGCUCAAUAAAACAACAGGCAGAUGUGAACCGUAUACAUACCAAAUACCACCAGGAAAGCCUAAUCAUACUUGUGGAGGAGCUGACAUAUGGUCUGAUGUUAUAAAUUCUAAUGAAACCUUUUGCUCACCCGGAUCAUAUUGUCCAUCUACAAUAGAAGAACUUCCAUGUACUAUGGGGCAUUAUUGUAGAAAAGGUUCCACUCAACAAAAAAUGUGCUUCAAAUUAGCAAGUUGUGAUUCAAAAACUGAGAAUCAAAAUAUACAUGCCUACGGUAUAUUACUUAUUGCAACAUUAUGUACAAGCCUACUACUGGUGUACAAUUGUUCAGACCAAGUGCUAACAACUAGGGAAAGAAGACUAGCAAGAUCAAGAGAACGUGCAAUAAGAAGUGCAAAAGAAACAGCACAAGCUCGUGAAAGAUGGAAAGUAGCAAAAGAAAAUGCUAGAAAUCGUGCAAUUGGAUUACAACAACAAUUAUCACGUACAUUUUCGAAGAAAAAAUCUACAAGACAAGAAACAUUAAAAGGAUUUGGUGUAGCAAAACCAGGAACUAGUAAUGACAAUUUGGAUCCAAAAUCAAAGAAAAAAGGACAAACAAAUCUAUCUAAAAUGAUGCAAGAAAUUGAGGAUGACCCAGAUAAUAAUGAAGGAUUUAAUGUAGAAAUUGGGGAUAAACAUAUUAAAAAACAAUUUAAAGCUAAAGAAUUACAUACUAGAAGUCAAAUUUUUAAGUAUGCUUAUGGGCAACUUGAGAAAGAAAAGGCUAUGCAACAAGAAAAUAAGAACCUUACAUUUUCUGGGAUUAUUUCUAUGGCUACUGAUGCUGAAGUCAGAAAAAGGCCUUUGUUAGAAGUUUCUUUUAAGGACCUUACCCUUACUUUGAAGGGUAAGAAUAAAAAUUUGUUAAGGGGUAUUACUGGCAAACUUAUGCCUGGUAGAGUUUCUGCUGUUAUGGGUCCCUCAGGUGCUGGAAAAACUACUUUUCUUUCUGCAGUUACUGGGAAAGCUACUGGGUGUAAUGUAGCUGGUCAGAUUUUGAUUAAUGGGAAGAAUGAAUCUGUUCAUUCUUAUAAAAGGAUUAUUGGGUUUGUUCCACAAGAUGAUAUUGUGCAUGGGAAUCUUACUGUUGAAGAGAAUUUGAGAUUUAGUGCCAGAUGUAGGUUACCUGAUGACCUUCCAAAAGCAGAGAAGGUACUUGUUGUUGAAAGAGUCAUUGAAGCAUUAGGGUUACAGGCAAUAAGAGACUCUUUAGUUGGAACAGUUGAGAAAAGAGGAAUCUCUGGUGGACAAAGAAAAAGAGUUAAUGUAGGGUUAGAAAUGGUUAUGGAGCCUUCCUUAUUGAUUUUGGAUGAACCUACUUCUGGUUUGGAUAGUUCCUCUUCUCUUUUGCUUUUAAGAGCCCUUAGACGUGAAGCUCUUGAAGGAGUUAAUAUUUGUAUGGUCAUUCAUCAACCAAGUUAUGCACUAUUCAAAAUGUUCGAUGACUUCAUACUACUAGCAAAAGGAGGUCUAACAGUAUACCAUGGAUCAACCAAGAAAGUAGAAGAAUAUUUCACAGGAUUAGGAAUAACAGUACCAGAAAGAGUAACUCCUCCAGAUCAUUACAUUGACAUUCUAGAAGGAAUAAUAAAGUCAGGAUCAAAUGUUACAAGAGAACAACUACCAGUUAGAUGGAUGCUUCAUAAUGGUUAUCCUGUACCACCUGAUAUGUUACAUCUUUGUGAUGAAAUUUCUAACACUUCUCCAGAUAGUUCUGUUAAAUCUGCUGCUGAUAAACGUUUUGACAAAUCUUUUAUUGGUGAUCUUAUUCAAGAAAUUAAGUGUGCUGUUGCUAUGCGUAGGGAGCAUCUUAAGCAUAAUUUUUUAAGAAAACAGGAUUUGUCGAAUCGAAUUACUCCGGGAAUUCCGAGACAGUAUAGAUACUUUUUGGGAAGAGUUGGAAAGCAAAGACUACGUGAAGCAAAAUUGCAAGCAGUUGAUUAUUUAAUUCUUCUACUUGCUGGAGCUUGUUUAGGAUAUCUUGCCACAAAGAGUGAUGAAACAUUUGGUGCUCUUGGUUAUAACUACACUGUCAUUGCUGUAUCGCUUUUGUGCAAGAUUUCAGCUCUAAGAUCAUUUACACUAGACAGAUUACAGUAUUGGAGAGAAAGUUCAUCAGGAAUGAGCAGCUUAGCAUAUUUUAUGGCUAAAGAUACAACUGAUCUUUUCAACAUUCUUUUUAAGCCUUUGGUUUACCUCUCUGUUUUCUUCUUUCAAAGUAACCCACGAUCAACCUUCAUGGCCAAUUACAUUGUUUUGGUUUGUCUUGUUUAUUGUGUCACCGGAGUUGCUUAUGGUUUAGCUAUUCUACUUGAGACUGGCCCCGCUCAACUGUGGUGUGUGCUCCUUCCAGUAGUGUUAUCACUCAUUGCCAGUCAAAGAAAAGAAGACAAUGAACUCAUGUUUGAAGUAGGAAAAUUUACGUAUACAAAGUGGGCUUUAGAGGCUUUUGUCAUUGCAAAUGCUGAAAAGUAUGAUGGAGUAUGGCUAAUAACUCGUUGUGGUUCGUUGAUGCAAAGUGGAUAUGAUCUUGAUCAUUGGAGUCGAUGUCUAAUAUAUCUCAUUUUAAGUGGGAUAGCUAGUCGUUUAAUGGCUUUCAUUUUCAUGAUAGUAGUUCAAAAGAAAUGAAACCAUUAGCAAUUUUGUAAUAGGAUUGUACAAACAAAUUAAAUGUCACUUGUAAUUGUUAAUCACUCUUAAUUUUUUUUAACAAACUCCAAUUAGAAUUAAUAGAAUGAUUAGGUGUCAUUUUAUUUCAAAAUGAGAGAAUAAAUACAAGAGUAAUCUUGGAGAGUAAGGAAAUUAACUAUAAGGAUAAUCUUGGAGAGUAAGAAAACUAGUUAAUUACAAAAUAAUAACCAAAAUAUAAAGAUUUACAAGCUAUGUAUAAUAUUCUAUUCUAUUAGAUUUUUUUUAUAAUUAAAGUAGUUAAUGUAUUAUGUCUAACAUUGUAAUUUUUUAUGGUUAAUUAAUAGUUAAAUUAUUAUAGGAAAAUCGAUUACAAAUUAGAUUAUUUUGGAUAAUUUUUUAUUGUUAUUUGUUAGAUAGAAUU